Schistosoma intercalatum is the source of this 874-nucleotide messenger RNA. NCBI's taxonomy places the organism in Eukaryota, Metazoa, Platyhelminthes, Trematoda, Strigeidida, Schistosomatidae. The record is from the annotation of a GenBank genome assembly.
AAUAUUGUGUAAUGCUUGUUUGUUUGAAACAGUGACAAGGUAAGAACCGCCAGUGAAUUGUCACGUUAAGGAUGGCUCCGACUGGGAAGACAGUAACUGGAUGCAAAAAGGCUAAAGCUUUGGAAUCCAUUAAUAGUUGCUUAGCUCUGGUGAUGAAAAGUGGGAAAUGUUCUAUUGGCUUACGGCAAACUCUUCGUCUCUUGCGCAAAGGAGGAGCGAGAUUAAUAAUUAUUGCCAACAAUGCUCCUCCAUUGAGGAAAACCGAAAUAGAAUACUACGCAAUGUUGUCAAAGACUGGUGUUCAUCACUAUAACGGAACCAACCGUGAUCUUGGAACUGCGUGUGGGAAAUACUACAGAGUAAGCACUCUAGCCAUCGAAGAUCCAGGUGAUUCUGACAUCAUACGUUCUGCGCCACACGAGGCGGAAACAAAGUAAUCUAAUAAAUUUUCCACGAAUCUUAUGUCUUCUCUCUUGGGAUUGGUUACAGAUAAGUAAUGUCAAACUUACUUUUCCGCUAAAACGCGUCUUGAGGGAGAUCGCAGGUUCCGUUAUGAUUUAAAACCCUACAUAUAUACAUAAUGCCGUCAUAAAAUCCGCAUGAUUCCGUCCUGUAAGGUUUCUAACAAGUUUUUUCCUACACUUUCUGCUGUUUAAUUUAAGAUUUAUUUCAAUGUCAGGAACGUUCGCAGGCUUCUACAUGAGUUGGUACAAAUAUAAAGCUUUUUAGGAAAGUGUCGUAAUGAUGUUGAGGGAAGUCCAAAUUUUUUAUGUUGGUCAGAUAACGUUGCUCGACAAAAGUGCCAUGUAUGACCAGGUAGUGCUACUUUUAGAUUGGUAGUGCUCCCCCUUUAGUACCUUAAUUUUGUGAACCC